Messenger RNA from Hydra vulgaris (swiftwater hydra), 2830 nucleotides. Its product is annotated as kinesin-like protein KIF19. Lineage: Eukaryota; Metazoa; Cnidaria; Hydrozoa; Anthoathecata; Hydridae. Gene Ontology annotation, biological process: microtubule-based movement. Gene Ontology annotation, molecular function: ATP binding; microtubule motor activity; microtubule binding. The record is from RefSeq and is a predicted model, not a curated record.
ACAUUUAAAUAGUAGAAUGUAACAGCUUUUUUGGCAGAACAAAAAGAUAACAAUAUUUUAUAAGAUAAAUUAAAAAGAAUCAAGCUUAUAAAUCGCAUACAAAUCCAAAAAAGCAUUUGAUGGAAGAAUUAGAAUCUAAUAUCAAAGUAGCAGUUCGUGUGCGCCCGGCAAGUAUUUUUGAGAUCACUAAUGGAUAUAAAACAAUAACAACCGUUCUUGAAGAUAACAUGGUUUGUCUGGAAGAUCCUACUGACAACGAUGACCAGAUUCACGGAAACCGUUCCCGAGCAAAAUCAUAUGUAUUUGAUCAUGCGUUCGGUCCCAGCAGCACGCAGGUUGAAGUUUACAAUCACACUGCUAAACCAUUGAUUGAAUCUGUACUUAAAGGAUACAAUGCAACGAUUUUUGCUUAUGGGCCAACUGGAACUGGGAAAACAUAUACAAUGCUUGGUACUGAUUAUUCACCAGGCAUUAUGGUACUUACACUUAAUGACCUAUACAAACAAAUUGAUCAUACAAGGCAUGAUAAAAAGUAUAAAGUGAAGCUUUCUUAUCUCGAGCUUUACAAUGAAAUGAUACGUGACCUUUUGAAACCAUCGUCUGAGUACUUAGAUCUUCGAGAAAAUAGUAAAGGUGUUCAAGUUGCUGGUCUUACAGAAUAUGAAGUCCUUAGCACAUCACAGGUAAUGGAGAUGCUUUCACGUGGUAAUCGCCAACGCAUGUGUGAACCAACAGCUGUCAAUACUACAUCAUCUCGAUCACAUGCAGUGUUGCAAGUUACAGUGGAGCAGCAAAAUCGCAUUCAUGAUAUAAAAAAUGAAGUAAAAGUCGGAAAGCUGUUCAUGAUUGAUCUUGCAGGAUCAGAAAGAGCAGCAGACACCCAAAACACAGGUAAAAGACUAAUUGAAGGAGCUCACAUAAACAGAUCCCUGCUGGCGUUGGGUAACUGUAUCAAUGCACUUAGUGAAAAAGGAAAAGGUGCAUACAUAAAUUAUAGAGACAGUAAGCUUACACGUUUGUUAAAGGAUUCACUUGAUGGAAAUUGUAAAACAGUUAUGAUAACACAUGUAAGUCCAGCAGACAGAAACUUUGAAGAAACAAGAAACACUUUGUCAUAUGCAGAUAGAGCAAAAUCUAUCAAAAUAAAACCAAAAGUCAAUCAAUAUAAUGUUAAUUAUCAUGUUGCUCAGUAUCAAUCGAUUAUAAAUGAGUUAAAAGAUGAGUUAGUCAGAUUAAAAGGACAGAUGCACUUAAAAUCAAAUCAAAAAUCUGCAGGUGAAACACGAAGUAAAAGUGCAGAGAUUAAAGAAAAGUUAAAAGAAGAAUUAAAGUUAUGUUUUGAAGAACAACUUGAACUAAGGAAAGAAAUAAUUGAUUUGGAAAUGUCAUGUGUCCAAUAUCUUCUUGAAUAUCAGCGAAAACUUCUAAUCAUUGAUGAAUGGGAGCACAACAAAGCAAGGAAUCUAGCACUUGAAAGAAGAGCAAAUGAAAGCAUUCGUGGUGGUUUAAAAAAUCAUGUUAAUGCAUUUCAUGCCAAAGUUUUUAACCAGUUUCAACAAGACAUAAGAGAACCUGCAGAUGUAGCAAUAGCCCGAGAAGAACUACAAAAAAACCAAAUAAUCCAAUAUGAGUUAAGCUUACAGAAAAAGAAACUCAUUGAAAAACUAGAUGAACAAAAGAAUGAACUUGCAUUUUUGGAAGAAUCGUGUCACAAAAAAAUAACAAAUGAAGAACACAAGGAAGUUUUAAAUAUGCUUUGUAAGCUGCAUGAGUAUGAGAUAAAAAAUAUAGAAUUGGAAUCUAUUAAAUUAAUGAGGGAAUAUUCGUUAGAACAAAAAGAUUUAAAGAAACAGAGAGAUGAAAUGAGGCAAAAUAUGGCACAUGAAAUUAUUGAGCUUCAAAAAAACAUUAUUAAAAAGAAUAACAUUCAAUAUCCUUUGAACUUGGAUGCUUUGUAUGAGAUUUAUAAGGAAGAGAUUUCCAAAGACAGAGAUAUGGACAUUUUUAUGGAAGUUCAGCGGUUAGGAAGACAAAGUAACGAGUUCAGGCUUCCAUCAUUAAACCCCUCUUCUUCUAAGGCAAUUAUUUCAGCGCAAGAAGGAUAUAAAAGCAAGAUGAUUGAAAACAGAUGGCUUGAACAGCAAUCGUCAAAUCUAAAGAUCAAUAACUCUGAUGCAUUGCGGAGGAAAGAUAAUCGGGUGUCUGUAACUUCCAUAACAUCUGAUAACUCCUCUGUAACUUAUCGAGUUCCAAAUAAGAAACUAUAUUCGUUGUCUGAAGCUUCCUCGACAAUCAGCAACAAUGAUUUAACAGCUUCGCUUACUCAAAAAAAUUUGAUAAAUACUGUCCAUGAAAAUAAUGCUCGACUUGGAAUAUAUAAUCAACAGUUAAGAGAAACAAAUCUUGGUAAAAAGUAUGAAAAUGAUGAUUUAAAGUUUACUAAAAAUGGCGCAAUUGACUUUGAUGGAAAAGAGGAUUUUUCGAUUAAAUCGACAAAAGCAAAUUGGAAAAACAAUUUCAAUAAAAAACUUGAAAGGGAAACAGUAAUGCUGGAAUCAACGGAAAAUGGACGCUCAUAUGGGCUUUCGAAUAAAGAAAGGAACACAGAAUUCAAAUAUACAAAAAAUAAUCAAAUCAACUCACCUACUUUGAUAAAUAGCCGGUUUAAUAAGACAGUUUACACACCAUUAAAGCCAAAUGUUUAUCCAAGUGUAAAGGAUUCCAACGGGAAUUUAUCUGUAAGUGGAACUUCGUUUGCUCCAAAGCCAACAUUGCCAGGUUUUGGAAGAAUAUAGCAAAUCACUGCAUAAUUCUAGGUAACUAGUAAACA